Messenger RNA from Hydatigera taeniaeformis, 1194 nucleotides. The record is from the annotation of a GenBank genome assembly. NCBI's taxonomy places the organism in Eukaryota, Metazoa, Platyhelminthes, Cestoda, Cyclophyllidea, Taeniidae.
AUGCCUAUCUGUGAGGUGGAUCAACUGCCCACCAACGGUAACUCGCGCUUAUGUCAAACUGGACCACAGAGCGGAGACAUCGAUUCAUUGAGCAGUUGCAGUAAUGACAGCUUUGGUAUCUUGACUCCAUCUGCUCCCUCUCGUUUCCUCCACUACCUGAGGCGUUUGGCAGUGCCACUGGCUCUAGGCCAGUUUCUCUCCGCCCUGAUAGCUGUUACCGGCAUAGCCAGCAACUACCUUGUCCGCUUUGGUGUCAGUCUUCCACUUACUCAAAACCUCCCGCACUACUUUCUUCUUACCAUCAUCUACGGCAUCUUCAGCUGUCACAGAUUCCUCUCCCACCCUACUGAAACCCUCCACACACGCAGUCUAGAUUUGUGGUACUUUCUUCGUAGCCGUGGCUGGCAAUAUUUUAUUGCUGGCACCAUCGAUAUGCAUGCAAACUGGGCAAUCGUCUCCGCCUAUGGCUACACAAACCUGACAAGUGUACAACUCCUUGAUUGUCUUACCAUCCCCACAGCUAUGAUUCUUACUCGAUUCUGCUUGAAAACGCACUACAAGUGGGUUCACCUUGUGGGCGUGAUUAUCUGUCUGGCCGGCGCUGGAGCAAUGGUUGGUGCGGACUACCUAGCAGCAAAAGAUGUCGACACCGGUGUUGGAAGCGAAGCGGCAAGCGCCGUCUCGCAAACUUCAUCAGUGAUGUUUGGCGACUUUUUGGUAAUCGCCGGAGCGGUAGGAUAUGGCGCCUCCAACGUUUAUCAGGAGCAUCUGGUGCGUAAAUUUGGAAUUAUUGACUAUUUGAGUUUAACUGCACUGGCAGGUACUUUUUGGACAGCCAUUUACUGCAUCGUUGUGGAGCGAAAAAAAAUCGCCAUCGAACUAACCCACCUAUCAGAAAACCUAAACUUGGCCGCCUCUCUGGGAUGCCUGGCGGGAUAUGCUGCGGCUAUGUUCCUGCUUUACACCACUCUACCAUUUGCCCUGUCAAAAACCAACUCGGUCUUAGUGAAUCUCUCUCUCCUCACCGCGGACAUAUAUGCCCUACUGAUUGGUAUCUAUCUCUUCGGAAACAUAUUCCACCCACUCUAUCUUGUGGCCUUCGGGGCGAUUAUGGUGGGCCUCUGUCUGUUUGCCUCAAGGGAUCCCAUCCUUCGGGACACGGUAGCGACUCCUCUGAAUGAGGACGAAAUUUGA